GUAUCGUCUCCAGCCUGCUGAGCUCGCUGCUAGCAGGACGCUGCUUUUACACUGGUCCAAGGAGUGGCGGAGACAUUGAGCGAUAGACUGGAUUGACAUAGUGGAUGCCUCUAUGAUCGACCUAACGUUACAGCGCAUUAAACCACAUCACGUUUGCACGAGCAGAGUAGCACCAUGGCAGAGCCGAACCAGAGGCCCCCGGCCAGGAAGAUGUCCACAGCUGGGGACAGCCUGUACAAGGUGCUGGGCCUGGAGAAGGGGGCUACCGCAGAGGACAUCAAGAAGGCCUACAGGAAAUUAGCGUUGAAGUAUCACCCAGACAAGAACCCAGACAACCCGGAGGCAGCAGACAAGUUCAAGGAGAUCAACAACGCCAACUCCAUCCUGAACGACGACACCAAGAGGAAGAUCUAUGACGAGUACGGCUCCAUGGGGCUCUACGUGUCGGAGCAGUUCGGGGAGGAGAGCGUCAAGUACUACUUCCUAAUGUCCAAGUGGUGGUUCAAGUCCCUGGUGCUGUGCUGCACGGUGUUCUCCUGCUGCUGCUGCUGCUGCUGCUGUUGUUUCUGCUGUGGGAAAUGUAAACCUCCAGAAGAUGAUGAAAACUACCAGUACGUCGACCCUGAAGAUCUGGAGGCUCAGAUCAAGGCCGAACAAGACGGAGGUGCUCAUGGCCCUAUCGUGAUCCAGCCUCAUUCCUCCACUGUCCCCUCUGAGCCCUCUGCCCCUGCAACCAACCAGCCCUCCUCCAAGCCCCAGCCCUGACCCCCCCUUGCCCAGCCAGCCAGCCCAGCCACAGCUCCCCCCGGCAGGCAGGGCCAGCUCAAAGGGCCCUGGAGGGAGGCCCUCCUGGAGCUCCUCCCACCACAUGCAGCCGUGGACUCUCUGGUGCCAGCCAGACCCCCCCCCCCCCCCCCCUCCCCUCUCCCAGGGCUGUGCCACAGGACUGAAGGACACAAGGCUUGUUGCCUGAAGACCUGGACUUACAGAUACCCCCCCCCCCCCAGUCUCCCUCUCUGUCUUCUCUGCCCCCUACAGGGUGUGAGGGGGGGCUCUCUGAUGCAUGCGUUAGGUCUGACUGACUGCAUGUCCCCACUGUACAGAACUGACACACCCUGCUAACCCUCUAUGCAGCCCCCUCACACACACACACACACACACACACACACACA
Molecule: messenger RNA, 1172 nt
Organism: Hypomesus transpacificus
Lineage: Eukaryota; Metazoa; Chordata; Actinopteri; Osmeriformes; Osmeridae
Gene: dnajc5ga
Product: DnaJ (Hsp40) homolog, subfamily C, member 5 gamma a
Exons: 5
Coding region: 175-765 (196 amino acids)
Source: RefSeq, a predicted model, not a curated record